Molecule: messenger RNA, 423 nt
Organism: Miscanthus lutarioriparius
Lineage: Eukaryota; Viridiplantae; Streptophyta; Magnoliopsida; Poales; Poaceae
Source: the annotation of a GenBank genome assembly
AUGGCCAAUUCGACACGGUGGAUGAGGCGCGGCAGCGGUGAGGGCGGGCGCGCUGGCGGUGAAAGCGCCCUGGUCCCGACGCUGGCGGCGGCAACACUGGUGCUGGUGCGGCCGGUGGGGCCAACCUACCGCGGUCGCAUGGUGGGCGGCGCAGCAAGAGCCAUCAGCCAUGGCCACCGUGGACUGGACGUCGCCACGACGACGGAGUCCGGCAAGCAGGCGCCGUCCCCGCCUCCGGCGGCGCGCAGAAGCAGCUUCUCCGGCGCCGACCUGGCCCUGAGGGCGCUCCUGUUCGCGGUGACGCUCGCGGGGCUCGUCGUGCUGGCCACCGCCAAGCAGACGGCGCUCGUCCCGGUCCCGCAGAACCCGGGGCUCCUCCUCUCCCGCCCCGCCAAGUUCAACGACUCGCCGGCGCUCAUGUGA